AUGACAGACCUGGCAUUGAACGCCGAGGGCGAAACUUUCGCUCUGCAUGUGGCCGCUGGGGCAGGAGACGCAAAGAAAGUUCUGCAGAUCCUCCAAAUCCAUCCCAGCUGUGGAAAUUUAAUGGAUUGGCUAGGAAGAACUGCAAUCCAUUAUGCAGUGGAAAAUAAGAGAAUGUCUGCUGCUGAUUUGGAAGGGAUUGUUAAGCAAUUGGGUCUUGAUGUGAUUAAUAGCGGCGAUAAUUUCGGUCGAACACCAUUACACUGGGCCGCAGAUAAAGGCUACAAAGACACUAUGCAAUUGUUACUCGACCAUGGUGCUGAUGUUGAUGCUCAAGAUUUCUCGAAGCAAACGCCUUUGUCUCGAUCGGCAUGGCGAGGAUGGCAGGAAUGUGUGUCACUACUGCUACACCGGGGAGCCAGGUCUGAUAUUCCAGAUCAGAAUGGACAGGUCCCUCUACACCUAGCAGUGGUCAAUGGGAGCACUGCAGUAGUCCGCCAUCUAUGCAACAAACAGAGUCUUACCUCGAUCGAUUUGGAUGGCCAAACAGGUCUUCACCUAGCGGCAAAGUUAAGCCAUACAGGUGCGGCAAAGGUUAUCACGAAGAGUUUGAUUAAGACCAAUGCGAAUGGGAAUCAUAUUUUCCGCACCUUGGAGCAAGCCGAUGGAUGGCAAAAUGACUUUACCGAUGCCACUCGCGCCAUUGACGCGUUGGUGUGGGCAGCCCUCAACGGAAUUGAGAGCAUGACCAUUCGCCUCAUUAGGCGUGGUGUGGAUGUUGGAUCAUAUUCCGACAGUUGUCGUAUGUCUACGAUGCAAGCAGCAGCAAGCGCCGGUCGUACCGCAAUAGUAGAACUACUUCUCAACAACAAAGCCGAUGUCAACGCUCAACCUGCUAAAUCUAAAGGCUAUACAGCUCUUCAAAGCGCAGCAGUCGCCGGUCAUACAGAGAUAGUAAAACUACUUCUUAACAACAAAGCCGAAGUCAACGAUCAACCUGCUGGAUUUAAUGGCUAUACAGCUCUUCAAGGCGCAGCAGGCGCCGGUCAUACAGAGAUAGUAAAACUACUUCUCAAUAACCAAGCCGAAGUCAACGCUCAAACUAGCAUCAGUGGCUAUACAGCUCUUCAAGGCGCAGCAGGCGCCGGUCAUACAGAGAUAGUAGAACUACUUCUCAACAACAAAGCCGAUAUCAACCCUCAGCCUGGUCAAAAGGAAGGCUAUGAAGCUCUCUGGCGCGCAGAAAAAUCCGGUCACAGUGACAUUGUGGAACUACUUACUAAAGCCAAGGCACAAAUCUCCCAGUUAUAG
Penicillium expansum is the source of this 1308-nucleotide messenger RNA. RefSeq names its product ankyrin repeat protein. The transcript has a single exon. NCBI's taxonomy places the organism in Eukaryota, Fungi, Ascomycota, Eurotiomycetes, Eurotiales, Aspergillaceae. Bases 1 to 1308 code for a protein of 435 amino acids. Gene Ontology annotation, molecular function: protein binding. The record is from RefSeq and is a predicted model, not a curated record.